ACAUUAAUUACUCAAAGAGUUUACUGUAUCUCAAAAAUUUUCCGGAUUUGUACCCAAAUCAAUUUUAGGGUUGAUAAAUUCCCAAUUUGAUUUUUCAGAGCUUAAUUUUCAGCAACAAUGGCAGUCAAAGGGAGGCAUUUCCGAGGUUUAUCUCGAAAAUCAUCUAACUCUACGCUGAUUUUUGCCGUGUUUAUUGGGUUUUCAUUUUUCGUGCUGAUUCUUCUCGCUUUUGGAAUUUUCUCGAUUCCUUUCACUUCUAGAGGAUUGCGAAAAGUACAUGAUCUUAGCUCAAUUGCUCACAAUGCUGCUGGAAGACGAGAUGAUGAUGGAGGAAGAGGAGAUCAGUGGGCUGAAGUGAUUUCAUGGGAACCAAGAGCUGUCGUCUACCAUAAUUUCUUGUCAAAGGAAGAAUGUGAAUAUCUGAUUAAUCUUGGAAAGCCUCAUAUGAAGAAGUCAACUGUCGUUGAUAGUGCUACUGGCAAGAGUACAGAUAGCAGGGUUCGAACAAGUUCGGGAACAUUUCUUUCCAGGGGACAAGAUAAAGUAGUCAGGACCAUAGAGAAAAGGAUUGCAGAUUUCACCUUUAUACCCGUAGAGCAUGGUGAAGGUCUUCAAAUUCUCCACUAUGAAGUGGGUCAAAAGUAUGAGCCACACUAUGAUUACUUUUCGGAUGAGUUUAAUACUCAAAAUGGUGGUCAACGCAUUGCUACGGUUUUGAUGUACUUAUCAGAUGUUGAAGAAGGGGGAGAAACUGUAUUUCCUGCUGCCCAGGGAAACUUUAGUGCGGUUCCUUGGUGGAAUGAGCUAUCUGAAUGUGGAAAAGGUGGACUCUCUGUAAAACCAAAGAUGGGUGAUGCUUUGCUUUUCUGGAGCAUGAAGCCUGAUGCUACUCUUGAUCCUUCAAGCUUGCAUGGUGGGUGCGCUGUGAUUAAGGGUAACAAGUGGUCAUCUACGAAAUGGAUGCGUGUUCAUGAAUACAACAUUUAACCUACAGCAAAAGGUCCACUUUCGAGUUUGGAUGCCCUCGCUGUUGUACUAUUUGUAUCAAAAGAAGCUAUAAUCUUAUAAUUUUAGGAGAUCCCAGCUUUCAACCUCAAGCCUAUUAUACUCAGAUGGUACUAUUUUCAUCUUUUUCUUUUGGUUCUUCCUUAUUCGUUUUGGUUCUCUUUGUAUUUUAUCGAGUUAUCGUAAAUACAGUAAAGUAAAUCCACUCGGCACAAGCUUUUAUAUGAAAUGAGAAUUAUAGCUUUUUAUACAAUAUCUGGUAUUUACUCCAUACUCAGUGUUAACAAGAUGUGACUCAGGCGGAGCCAUGAUUUCAACUUUACAAGUUCUGAGUUUUAGAACGACUUGAAGUACUAAUAACUAGGUUCUGACUUUGAUAUAUGUAUAUUUGAUGAAUAUUUCGACGUGAA
This is a messenger RNA of Solanum lycopersicum (tomato), 1415 nucleotides long. RefSeq names its product probable prolyl 4-hydroxylase 10. Gene Ontology annotation, cellular component: endoplasmic reticulum. Gene Ontology annotation, biological process: peptidyl-proline hydroxylation to 4-hydroxy-L-proline. Gene Ontology annotation, molecular function: procollagen-proline 4-dioxygenase activity; L-ascorbic acid binding; iron ion binding. Lineage: Eukaryota; Viridiplantae; Streptophyta; Magnoliopsida; Solanales; Solanaceae. The record is from RefSeq and is a predicted model, not a curated record.